CAGUGAAUCGGGCCAAGCAUUUGGUUCACGAAAAUUGUGGUUGGUGAUUUGCCGAGCUGUGAAAAUCUUCCGUUCUACCGUCUGUGAUUCGUUCGGAACUCAACACCGUCGCUGGAUCCGCAAUCGUCGAAUUCCUUACUACGAGUCAUCGAACUGGAUUCUGGACCAACUCUUUCUGUUCCGGGGUAGAAUGGAGAGUUUAAGCGCCGAAGAUCUGUCGAAAAUAGGUGGAAUCGCCACGGUUUCUCUUCUGCAUUCCUUCAUACCGACGCACUGGCUGCCGUUCUCCAUCGUCGGCCGAGCUCAGAAAUGGACUCUCUCCAGGACUCUCUUCGUCACGGCAUUUGGAGCAGUUCUGCACGUGAUAUCAACUUCACUUCUUGGUAUAACAGCAAUCACCAUUGCAGACAGUAUUGCUGGUGAAGAAACAGUGCAUAAACUUGCUUCACUUCUGCUGGUUAUUCUUGGUGGUAGCUAUAUUUUACUCUUUUUAGCUGGAAAGGGUGGCCACAGCCAUUCACACAAUCAGCCAAUGGAGAAAAUGGCUGUUGCCGGACUCGUUCUUGUUCCUGCGUUAUCUCCUUGUGCAACCACGCUUCCAGUGUUUCUUGCUGUUGGUAAUUCAUCCUCCAUGAUGGUCCUUGCCAUCAUAGUCCUGCUACUAAGCACUAUAACCGUAAUGACAUCACUAGUGGCUCUAUCGUUCUACGGUGCAAGCCAGCUCAAGUUUCACUGGGUGGAGCGGUACGAUAAACUUCUUGUAGGUUCAGUGCUGUGUCUAGUGGGAAUUUUGACACUUCUUUUUCAUGAUCAUGAUCAUCACCAUGACCAUGAUGGAGGUGCCAUUGGAGAACAUUUGGGGCGUAAGCUCAUUGUGCUUUGAGGACAUGUGUUCCUUAAUGUGGUAAAUGUGAGAAUCUAGAUAAAGAAUUGAAUAUAUUAAAGAAUGUCUUCACCCUAAAUCAACUAGCACUUUAUGUAAACUAUUGUUGUUUCGAUUUUCAGGCUCUCGGUUCAAGCUUAUUUAAUUGUAACUUGUAAGAUGUGUGUGUUGAUUUCUAUGGCUGUCCUAGCGGGCCAGGUUUUAGGUUUGUGAUGCUAGGAUUGCAACUUAAUGGCCUAUUGUGGAUUGAGAUGGUUAUGCUGGUG
Tripterygium wilfordii is the source of this 1149-nucleotide messenger RNA. RefSeq lists its product as uncharacterized. The record is from RefSeq and is a predicted model, not a curated record. The transcript is spliced from 3 exons. The coding region runs from base 191 to 883 and encodes 230 amino acids. Lineage: Eukaryota; Viridiplantae; Streptophyta; Magnoliopsida; Celastrales; Celastraceae.